Messenger RNA from Pogonomyrmex barbatus (red harvester ant), 479 nucleotides. RefSeq names its product alpha-ketoglutarate dehydrogenase component 4. Gene Ontology annotation, cellular component: oxoglutarate dehydrogenase complex. Lineage: Eukaryota; Metazoa; Arthropoda; Insecta; Hymenoptera; Formicidae. Gene Ontology annotation, molecular function: oxoglutarate dehydrogenase (succinyl-transferring) activity. Gene Ontology annotation, biological process: 2-oxoglutarate metabolic process. The record is from RefSeq and is a predicted model, not a curated record.
UCUACAGGUUGGUUACGAUGUAUUAAGAGAAGGCACUUCUGCUACGGACAAAAUUAGUCGUGGGGUGUUCGCCCGGCUGUUCCUUAGAGAAAAAAAAAUUAUGAUGGCAAACAAGGCUUGGAAGGUGGUUCAACCGCACGUGCCCAUGAUCAAGUUCCGUAAAGGUGGCCUCGAUCGCGCAGCAGUUGCGAGUGCGACGGCCGCGCCAUCUGCACGGCCAGGAUCGGCGCAGAUGCAGCAGAGCGCGGGUGGUGCAACGGGCCCCCAAGUAAUCGUUUUGCCGACAAUAGAGGACAUUCAUUUGCCGCCACGAUAUCAGAGACGACCGAUAGAUCAAAAGGAGAUCGAAUAUAUUAAUCGUGGUGGACCAGAAUGAGUUUUCGCAGCGUAAACAUUUAGGAUACUGUAAGCUCCAUAUUUAAUUAACUUUGUUAUUGAUCGACUAUGUGCUGUUAAAAUAAAUGAACGUGACAGAGAGA